Molecule: messenger RNA, 1014 nt
Organism: Eucalyptus grandis
Lineage: Eukaryota; Viridiplantae; Streptophyta; Magnoliopsida; Myrtales; Myrtaceae
Product: two-component response regulator ORR9
Exons: 5
Biological process (GO): cytokinin-activated signaling pathway; phosphorelay signal transduction system
Source: RefSeq, a predicted model, not a curated record
GAAGCAAGAAGAAGUAGGGGGCAGCAUUUCCACGUGCUAGCAGUGGACGACAGCCAUGUGGAGAGGAAGCUCUUGGAGAGGCUCCUCAAGGACUCAUCCUACGAAGUGACAUGUGUGGAUUCUGGGGACAAGGCGCUGAGGUAUCUGGGCUUGCUUGAUGAUCACACCAAUCUACAUGCCCAGGAUGGGUUUGAUAAUUCCAGUGCUGCUGCUUCUGCUUCUUCUUCUCUGUUGCAGCCAUCACUACAAGAGGGGACAAAAGUCAACUUGAUCAUGACAGACUUCUGUAUGCCCGGGAUGAGCGGCUAUGAUUUGCUGAGACGAGUCAAGGGAUCUUACUGGAAAGAUGUGCCGGUUGUGGUCAUGUCAUCAGAGAAUGUGCCUUCAAGAAUCAACAUGUGCUUGGAAGGAGGAGCAGAUGAGUUCCUGUUGAAACCAGUCCAGCUGUCAGAUCUAGAGAAGCUUCAGCCAUACAUUCUGAAGUCUCUCAAUAACCCUUGUGAAGACAUCAAAGGUGACGGCAUAGACGACAGUGAAGAUGAUGAGAUCGAGACGAGAAAUUACGGAGAGGACAACACCAAUAAGUGCAACUCUAAUACCAAUAAUGUUGCCAAGAGGAAGGCAAUGUCUGCUGAGCCAACCGAUAGAAGACCCAAAAUCAAAGGAUUGGCAGUGGUGUAUAAUAAGAAUCAAGAACUAAUCGGCUGAUUGAAAGUGCGCCAUGUGUCCUCGCCGAGAUGUUUGCCAGUUGGGAACUCCACUAGACUAAUAGCAUCACAUGUCCUUGUCCAUUACAUAUGUUCCUUUUAUUGGUUACUGUGUUCUUGAGAGGAAAGAAAAGGAAGGAAAAGUUCAGUUUUAAAAGUCUCCGCAAUGGAAAGCCUGAUGUUUCUGAUCAGAAAGAGAUUAUUAUUUUGUUGUUUUCCCUACUAUUUUCAUUUUGUUGUUUAGAUUUUACCAAUUGGUAAUUAACUCCCAUGUGUAGACUCUACUUAAGGACAACGUUUUUGUUUA